CUAACUAAGAAAAACACAACACAAAAGGCUAAGGUUUGAGGUUUCAUGUUUCAGGUUUGAGGUUUGGUUCUGGUUCCUUCCUUCUUCCAAUUCCAUUUCCAAUUUUUUCCAUUUAUCAUCAAAUUGAAAUUGAAAUACAAAUUGAAAUGGCAUCAACACUUUGGUACUCAUCUCGACCAUUCACCCUCACCCGCAUCACCGACAUGUCACCCAAUCACAACCACCCAUUCCACUCACCACAACUCCCUCCUUCCCUCUUCUUCCGCCGCCGCCGUCAAUUCCUCCUAACAUCAUCCUGCCACGUGGACGGAGACGACGUCGUUUCAACUCGCAACUCAACUUUCGAUCGAGGAUUCACCGUGAUCGCUAAUUUGUUACGACGUAUUAAACCCCUCGAUAAUUCCGUCAUAUCAAAGGGUGUUUCUGAUUCUUCUAAAGAUUCAAUGAAACAAACAAUUUCAACUAUGCUUGGUUUGUUGCCUUCUGAUCAGUUUGAUGUUACUGUUAAGCUUUCUCUAAAACCUCUUCAUCGUCUCCUUGUUUCUUCCAUCAUCACUGGGUACACGCUGUGGAAUGCAGAGUACAGAAUGUCCUUGACGAGGAAUCUGGAUUUGUCGUGUGGAGAUGGAGAGUCAGAUUGUGAAACGCCUUUGGAGAUUUCAGGGGUUAAGGGUGGAGGAGAGCAACUUGGCGAAAUUGAGGAGGUUGUUUCUGAUUCAGGGUUCAAGGAUUUGGAAACAUGCAGCAGUAGCAGCGCAAAAGUCUUUGGUGAUUUGCCACCUCAGGCUCUGAAGUACAUUCAGCAGUUGCAAUCUGAGUUGACAAACAUGAAGGAGGAGCUGAAUGCCCAGAAGCAGAAAAUGAUGCAAUUAGAACACGACAGGGGAAUUCGGAACAAUUUGCUUGAAUAUCUGCGCUCUUUGGAUCCUGAUAUGGUGACAGAAAUGUCUCGGCCUUCGUCAGUAGAAGUGGAGGAUAUAAUUCACCAACUUGUUCAAAACAUUUUGAGAAGAUUCUUUGUGGAUGAUGCUAGCUCUGAUUUUAUGGAACAAUCAGUAGAAGGAAACAUAGACUAUCACCCGGACAAUGGUGAUGAUACUAGUGAUACAGUAGCGACUUCUCGUGAUUACCUCGCAAAGUUGCUUUUCUGGUGUAUGUUAUUGGGACAUCACUUAAGAGGAUUGGAAAACAGAUUGCAAUUGAGUUGUGUUGUUGGACUUUUAUAAAUAAGAUAGAUGGUGGAAAACUUGUAUAUUCUUUUCUUCCUCUUUUUCUCUUCAACCCCUCAAAAGUACCCAUCAUUUUUUCUUCUUCUAUAACACCAGUUAAAUGUAAAACUGGAAGUAUGGGAAUAAUCACAUGCAAUCCUUGCUUUUGGCACUUCUUCUCUUGAUUCAUCACACCAAGCAUUAAAGCAAAUCACAUUUUAAGAA
Cicer arietinum (chickpea) is the source of this 1433-nucleotide messenger RNA. RefSeq lists its product as uncharacterized. The record is from RefSeq and is a predicted model, not a curated record. Lineage: Eukaryota; Viridiplantae; Streptophyta; Magnoliopsida; Fabales; Fabaceae.